This is a messenger RNA of Pseudozyma flocculosa PF-1, 204 nucleotides long. RefSeq lists its product as uncharacterized. The record is from RefSeq and is a predicted model, not a curated record. The transcript has 2 exons. The coding region runs from base 1 to 204 and encodes 67 amino acids. Lineage: Eukaryota; Fungi; Basidiomycota; Ustilaginomycetes; Ustilaginales; Ustilaginaceae.
AUGGCUUGCUGCUCCUCGACCGCCAACUGCUCGUGCAAGGCCAACGGCUCCGCCUGCACCUGCACCCCCGGCAACUGCUCGUGCAAGGGCUGCGACAGCUCCUGCGCCUGCUCCAACGCCAACACCAAGAAGGGCUGCAAGUGCGAGGCCGAGGGCGAGACUUGCAAGUGCACCAAGGACUGCAAGAACUGCGACUGCUGCUAA